Molecule: messenger RNA, 9733 nt
Organism: Phyllopteryx taeniolatus (common seadragon)
Lineage: Eukaryota; Metazoa; Chordata; Actinopteri; Syngnathiformes; Syngnathidae
Product: receptor-type tyrosine-protein phosphatase beta-like
Exons: 30
Coding region: 260-8473 (2737 amino acids)
Biological process (GO): protein dephosphorylation; angiogenesis
Molecular function (GO): cadherin binding; protein tyrosine phosphatase activity
Source: RefSeq, a predicted model, not a curated record
GACAUUGAAAAACGGGCUCCUCUCGGUGGUCAGGCUUUCCAAUUGUUCACACGUUUCGGGGGCCUUCAUUUGAAGUGGGAGUGCGACAUGUGUGGAAUUUCCUGGCGUGGAAAAAGUGCGCAGAAGAAUUGAAUGGAAGGAAACGUGGCCCCUGGACUUUUUCCUGUCCCGAACGUCUGGUCCGAACUCGACUUGCUCACUCGGACUCCAAGUUGCCUUCAAUGUGGAGCUCGUGCGCGCGCAGCAUGAAAGCAGCAGCAUGGACGCGCUUCUCUUUCUCUUGAUGCCGAUUUUUGUGACGACUGCCUCCCAAAGUUCGACCUUCAGUCUUUCCUCAAGGACACGAGAAGGCUCAAAGGUGACAGGGUCAACUUUAAGGUCACAGACAGGACCAGUGGUCCAACACAUGACCUUCGGCCUUGCGUCUCCGAGGCAGGCCCUGAUGCCGGUGCGCCCGGUCUCGUCUGUUUGGUCGCAAACAUCGAAGAUGCCGCCGCCGGUUACAGACACGUCGCUCACGUCAAAGACGGUGGGCGAUGUCUCCGCGGAUACGCCGCCGACAUUGGCGAGCGCCGCCGCUCCUCCCUUCUUCAAUGGGGGCACGCCUGCCAGCGAACCUGCCAACGGCGCGUAUGCCUCGACUCCUGCCACCAGUCGUGCCUCCCUUGCCACCUCCACUUCUUCUUCGACUCCUGCUGCCACCCCUCACGUCUCAAACGUAGCCUCUCUUCUCUCCACUUCCUUCCCAACCAUGACCACUUCCAGUCCCGCCUCACCUUCUGCCUCCACCCCGGCCUCCAGUUUAGCAUCCACCUCUGCCUCCAGUCGUGCCUCCCUUGCCACCUCCACUUCUUCUUCGACUCCAGCUGCCACCCCUCACGUCUCAAACGUAGCCUCUCUUCUCUCCACUUCCUUCCCAACCAUGACCACCUCCAGUCCCGCCUCACCUUCUGCCUCCACCCCGGCCUCCAGUUUAGUAUCCACCUCUGCCUCCAGUCCCACCUCUCCCCCUGUCUCUAGUCUCACCUCCGCCCCUGCCUCCAGUCCCGCCUCACCUUCUGCCUCCGCCCCUGCCUCCAGUCCCGCCUCCACCCCUGCCUCCAGUCCCACCUCAGCUCCUGCCUCCCGUCCCACCGCCACCCCUGCCUCCAGUCCCACCUCACCUCCUGCCUCCCGUCCCACCGCUACCCCUGCCUCCAGUGCCACAGCCACCCCUGCCUCCAUUCCCACCGCCACCCCUACCUCCAGUCCCACCUCCACCCCUGCCUCCAUUCCCAUCUCACCUCCUGCCUCCCGUCCCACCGCCACCCCUGCCUCCAGUGCCACCGCCACCCCUGCCUCCAUUCCCACCGCCACCCCUACCUCCAGUCCCACCUCCAUUCCCAUCUCACCUCCUGCCUCCCGUCCCACCGCCACCCCUGCCUCCAGUGCCACCGCCACCACUACCUCCAUUCCCACCGCCACCCCUACCUCCAUACCCAUCUCACCUCCUGCCUCCAUUCCCAUCUCACCUCCUGCCUCCAUUCCCACCUCCACCCCAGCCUCCAUUCCCGCCUCCACCCCAGCCUCCAUUCCCGCCUCCACCCCAGCCUCCAUUCCCGCCUCCACCCCUGCCUCCAUUCCCGCCUCCACCCCUGCCUCCAUUCCCACCGCCACCCCUACCUCCAGUCCCACCGCCACGCCUGCCUCCAUUCCCAUCUCACCUCCUACCUCCAUUCCCACCUCACCUCCUGCCUCCAGUCCCACCGCCACCCAUGCCUCCAGUCCCACCGCCACCCCUGCCUCCAGUCCCACCGCCACCCCUGCCUCCAGUCCCACCGCCACCCCUGCCUCCCGUCCCACCGCCACCCCUGCCUCCAGUCCCACCUCACUUCCUGCCUCCAGGACCACCUCCCUUCCUGCCUCCAGUCCCACCGCCACCCCUGCCUCCAGUCCCACCGCCACCCCUGCCUCCAGUCCCACCUCACCUUCUGCCUCCACCCCUGCCUCCAGUCCCACCUCCCUUCCUGACUCCAGUCCCACCGCCACCCCUGCCUCCAGUCCCGCGUCACCUCCUGCCACCAGUCACACCUCCACCUCUGCCUCCAGUCACACCUCCACCUCACCUCCUGCCUCCAGUCACACCUCCACCUCACCUCCUGCCUCCAGUCACACCUCCACCUCACCUCCUGCCUCCAGUCACACCUCCACCUCUGCCUCCAGUCACACCUCCACCUCUGCCUCCAGUCACACCUCCACCUCACCUCCUGCCUCCAGUCACUCCUCCACCUCACCUCCUCCCUCCAGUCACACCUCCACCUCACCUCCUGCCUCCAGUCCCACCUCCACCUCACCUCCUGCCUCCAGUCCCACCUCCACCUCACCUCCUGCCUCCAGUCCCACCUCACCUCCUGCCUCCAGUCCCACCGCCACCUCUGCUCCCAGUUUCACCUCCCUUGCCACCACCAUCACUGCCUCCAGUCCCACCGCCACCCCUGCCUCCACUCCCACCUCACCUCCUGCCUCCAGUCCCACCGCCACCCCUGCUUCCAGUUUCACCUCCCUUGCCACCACCGUGACUGCCUCCAGUCCCACCUCACCUCCUGCCUCCAGUCCCACCUCACCUCCUGCCUCCAAUCCCACCGCCACCCCUGCCUCCAGUCCCACCUCACCUCCUGCCUCCAGUCCCACAUCACCUCCUGCCUCCAGUCCCACCGCCACCCCUGCCUCCAGUCCCACCGCCACCCCUGCCUCCAGUCCCACCGCCACCCCUGCCUCCAGUCCCACCGCCACCCAUGCCUCCAGUCCCACCGCCACCCCUGCCUCCAGUCCCACCGCCACCCCUGCCUCCAGUCCCACCGCCACCCAUGCCUCCAGUCCCACCACCACCCCUGCCUCCAGUCCCACCGCCACCCCUGCCUCCAGUCCCACCGCCACCCAUGCCUCCAGUCCCACCACCACCCCUGCCUCCCGUCCCACCGCCACCUCUGUCUCCAGUCCCACCUCACCUCCUGCCUCCAGUCCCACCUCACCUCCAGCCUCCAGUCCCACCGCCACCCCUGCCUCCAGUCCCACCUCACCUCCAGCCUCCAGUCCCACCGCCACCCCUGCUUCCAGUUUCACCUCCCUUGCGACCAAAGUGACUGUCUUUACGCCCACCAGCACCGCUGCCUCCAGUCCCGCCACCACUCCUGCCCCCCUUACCGUUGGCAUGCCCCCCUCCACUCCUGCCUCGACCGCCGCCUCCACGCCUUCAACAUCAUCCGGAGCCACGUCCGCAGGCACAGCAGGCCGUGCGGCAACAAGGUUCACCAUGACAACGAGCACUGCCAGCAACCGGCAAAGUGGGCCGAGCUGCUCGGUGACCUUUAUGCAGGUGAAGGUCGGCGUGAGUUGGGUGCUGCUGACCUUCAGCUCCCGACAUGUGUGCUGCAACUUCACAGCGGCGGCGGCGGCCACGCACAGCAGCAAUGUUAGCGGCGGCGUCAGCGACUGUCAGCCGCCGGCGGCACCGGCCGCUCUGAACUUUACCUGCGCCAUCACGCAGCUGCAGGCGGGGACCGCGUACCGCAUCAGCGUGGCCUCGGCCCGACGCGGACCGGCAGGACCGGCGGGACAAGUGGCAGUGCGAACAGUUCCUGAUGGGGUGUCGGCGUUGUCCGCCGUGUCGGUUUCUGAUGGCACAGCGUUACGUCUCACCUGGACGCCUCCCAGUGGCUACUGGGAGAAAUACAGCGUGCUUCUGUGGAACGGCUCCACAGUUCUGGUCAAUGAAACCAUCGACAAGCCGAGCCGGAGCUAUGUGUUCUCUGCCGACGUCUUGGGCCUGAUAGCGGGUCGGAUCUACGCUGCGGAGGUUACGGUGCACAGCGGGAUCCUGAUCAGCACGGCGCGCUGUCAAGGACGACUCGCCCCCGGACCCGUCCUGCAGCUUCGCGUCCAUUGGGCCGACGACUCUGCCGUCCAUGUCCAAUGGCGCCCCCCGUCAGGCGAGUGGGACGGCUACACGGCAGUCAUCCGACAGGCCCGGUCCGACUCGGCCGCGGCCCGGAGCCUCUUACCCCGGGAGGCCACGGGGUGCGCCUUCCACGAGCUCGCCUCGGGGCGCCUUUACACCGUCACCGUGACGACCAGCAGUGGCAACCUGAGUAGCUCCACCUCGGUCAACGCAUGGACCACUCCAUCUCAGGUCACCAGGCUGCAGGUUUUUAAUUUGGGAAGCACAGAGAGUCUUCUGGUACAGUGGGAGCAGGCCGGCGGGGACGUGGACUUAUACUUGGUCCUGCUGGUCCACGAGGGCAGCGUCAUCAAGAACCAGAGCGUGCCGGCCGACGCCACCGGCCUGAACUUCCGUGACCUGAAGCCCGGCGCCCACUACAGGGUGGUGGUGACGACGGUCCGAGAGGGGCGCACGUCCAGGCAGACGGUGGCUGAGGGGAGCACCGUACCCGCUGCUGUUGGUGAGGUAAAUGUCAGUAAUAACGGGCGCAUGGACUUCCUCAGCGUGUCGUGGCGUCCGGCUUUUGGGGAGGUGGACAGUUACGUGGUGGCCCUGAGGGACCGAGACAAGGCGCUUCACACGCUGGUCGUCUCCAAAUCCAGUCACCAGUGCGUUUUUAGCUCCCUGGUUUCAGGACGCCUCUACAACAUCUCCAUCAGCACUCGCAGCGGAACCUUCCAGAACCACACCUCCAUCCUGGGGAGGACACAACCGUCGAAGGUUCAGAACCCCACGGCGACACACGGCGCCCGUGACGACUUCCUGAAGGUGUAUUGGCGACCCGCCUCCGGAGACUUGGACCUGUACCUCGUGUCCAUCAAGCACAACAACGCCGUGCUGCAGAACCAGACUGUAUCCGGGAUGCGGAACGAAUGUGUCUUUCACGGCCUGGUCCCGGGUCGACUCUACACGGUGGUGAUCAGCACCUGGAGCGGCACCUACGAGGCCAGCACCUCCACCCAUGGUUGCACCUUCCCGGCGGCGGUGCGCUCCUUGCGUGUCGCCCGUCGGUCCUCGCGGGAGCUUUGGGUGGCGUGGGCGGCGGCCCUGGGCGACGUGGACCACUACGAGGUGCAGCUGCUAUUCAACGACAUGAAGGUGUUCCCUCCGCUCACCUUGGGCGGUGGCGUGGGCGAGUGCUGCGUGAGCUCGCUCACACCCGGACGCCUCUACAAGGUCUUGGUGUCCACCUUCAGCGGACCCAACCAGAGGACCCGGUUCGUCGAGGGCCGCACGGUUCCCAGCAAGGUGAAGAACAUCCAGGUGAGUAACGACGGCGACAGCAGCAGUUUGACGGUGAGCUGGACGCCGGGCCAGGGCGACGUGGACGGCUACACGGCGGUUCUGUACAGGCAGCAUCAGCAGCUGGCCUCGCGGCCCGUCCUCAAACUCCACAAUCGGGUCGUGUUCGGCUCGCUGCGGCCAGGUCAGCUGUACGGCGUGACGGUUCAGGCGUUCAGCGGCGACCUCUCCAGCAACCGAACAGCCAGCGGACGCACAGUCCCGUCGGCGGUAACGGCGCUGCUCGUGGAGAAUCCGGCCGGGAGCGACGGGCUGCGGGCGAGCUGGCGGGAAGCGACGGGCGUGUCCGACGGCUACUUCCUGCAGCUUCUGGACGAGCGAGGCGCCGUCCUCGCCAACGCCACGGCGACCGGCGCCCUCGCUCGGCACACCUUUCCCGGUCUCAGCCCGGGAAGGCGGUACGGCGUCCUGGUCCGGACGACCAGCGGCGAAGUCCAAAGCCUCGGGGUCAGCGCCCGGGCUCGCACACGUCCCGCGGCCGCCGCCCAGCUGUCCGUCAAAAGCGACACCGGCACCGGCCUGGCCUUGAGCUGGUCCCGGCCGGCGGGCGACUUGGACUCGUACGACAUUCUCCUGUACGGCGCCGACGAGGUCCUGCUGGAGCGGCGCCGGACCGGACCGUCCGGCCUGGACUGCCGGUUCGGAGGACUCGCACCCGGUUCCGUCUACCGGAUGGAGGUCGUCACGCGCAGCGGACCUUUGAGCAACCGCUCCGACAUUUGGGCCAGGACAGUUCCGUCCGCCGUCACGUCUCUGCGUGCCGAGAGCGGCGACGCCGGUGACCAGCUGCGGGUGUCGUGGCGACGGGGCCAGGGCGGCGUGGACGGCUACCGGGUGUCACUGUCCGCCCCCGACGGCUCGCUGCGAGCGCAGGAGCGGCUGGGGUCGGACGUCGUGGAGUUCAUUUUCGGCGACCUGACGCCGGGCCGGCUUUACCGCGUCGACGUCCUGAGCCUCAGCGGCGAGCUCGUGAACGGCACCGGCGUGCACGGGAGGACAGCUCCCAGAUCGCCGGGCUCCUUGCUCUUCCGAGGGGUGACCAACACGUCCCUGGAGGUCGCCUGGACCGCCCCCGCGGACUGCGACUACGACGACUUCGACGUGCGCUGGACGCCUCCCGACCGCGGUUUCGCGGUCAACCCGUACGAGAGUCGCCGGUCCGCCAGUCGGAUCCUGAGAGGCUUGUUCCCCGGACGCCUCUACAACGUCAGCCUGCGCACAGUCAGCGGAGCCUCGCGGGGCGGGGGCGGGGCCGCGCCCUCCUACAGCCCGCCCGUCCAGCGCAGCGUUCGCACCAAGCCGUCGCCGGUCGUGGGCCUCCGCUGCCGCCCCCGCAGCUCCACGUCUGUUUCCUGCUCCUGGGCGCCCCCGGAGACCGACUUUGACUCCUACGCUGUGGAGUGCGCGCAUGAGGACUCGGGGAGUCUGGUCUACUCGCGCCGCUGGGACCGGCGCCCGGCCGACUACGUGAUCGGCCUGCUGGAGCCUCACAAGCGCUACGACGUGAGGGUGAAAGUCAUCUCGGACGGCAGCGCCAGCGAACCGGCGCGCGACAACGUGGUCACCAUGAUCGACCGUCCUCCGGUGCCACCCGUCAACACGCGAGUGGAGGCCGCAUCGGCGCUGGCGAGCGCGUCGUCCAUCUUGUUCCGCUUCAACUGCAGCUGGUUCAGCGACGUCAACGGCGCCGUCAAAUUCUUCAGCGUCGUCGUCACCGAGUCCGAAGGUGAGGACAGCGUUUUGCCGGAGCAGCGCCACCCUCUGCCCUCGUACGGCGAAUAUAUGUCCAACGCGUCCAUCAAGUCCUACCAGACGUCUCUGUUCGCCAGCGGGGCCGCCGCCGAGGCGUGCGGCUACGACAUCGCCGUGGGGACGGGGACGGACGUUCUGGGGGGGUUGUGCGACCGCUCACCCUCGCAGCGCGACGGACCGCACUUCUGUGACGGACCCCUCAAACCCACGACCGCUUACAGGCUGAGCAUCCGAGCGUUCACGCGAACGUCCGACGCCGUUUCUGCGCCGCUGUACGCCGACACCUUCCUGUCGCUGCCCGUGCGAACCGCCGCAGGCCCCGCGAGCGGCGCGGCCGGAGGAAUCGGCGCCGCCGUCUUCGUGACGGUCGUCAUGGCGACGCUGGCGGCGCUGAUGGUCUGCAGACGACAUGCGCAACGCAAAACUGUGCAGGAGAGUUCAUCAGUCAACAUGUGUGUGAGAAGAGAGCGAGCUUUGCCAAGAGGUCACCUGGGGGUCAGAGGGAAGUGUCGCCGCAUGACAAGUCCCGUCAACGUCAUCGACUUUGAGCGCCACUGCGACAAGCUUCAGGCCGACGCCCACUUCCUGCUUUCCGAGCAGUACGAGAGUCUGAAGGACGUGGGCCGCAACCAAGCCACGGACGCCGCGUUGCUGCCGGAGAACCGCGGCAAGAACCGAUACAACAACAUCCUGCCCUACGACUCAACGAGAGUCAAGCUAACGUGCGUGGAUGACGACCUCUCCUCCGACUACAUCAAUGCCAGCUACGUCCCCGGCAAUCGCUUCCGGCGCGAGUACAUCGCCACCCAGGGGCCGCUGCCGGGAACGAAAGACGACUUCUGGAAGAUGGUCUGGGAGCAAAACGUCUACAACGCGGUCAUGCUGACGCAGUGUGUGGAGAAAGGGCGGGUGAAGUGCGACCGCUACUGGCCGGCGGACCGGGAGCCGCUUUACUACGGCGACCUGAUCGUCCGCGUGACCUCCGAGUCCACGCUGCCCGAGUGGACCAUCCGAGAGUUCCGCAUCUGCAUCGAGGACGAUCCGCGGCACGAGCGCGUGGUUCGUCAUUUCCACUUUACGGUGUGGCCCGAUCACGGCGUCCCUGACGGCACGCGGGCGCUGGUCCACUUCGUCAGAACCGUCCGAGAUUUUGUCAACAGAAGUCCGGCUGGCGGACCCACCAUCGUACACUGCAGCGCGGGCGUGGGUCGCACGGGAACCUUCGUGGCGCUGGACCGCCUCCUGCAGCAGUCGGACACGUGCGACACGCUGGACGUUUAUGGAUGCGUUUGGCAACUACGCUUGCACCGCUCACACAUGCUGCAGACCGAGCGUCAAUACGCGUUCGUGCAUCAGUGCGUCAGCGACGUGCUGCGAGCCAGGAACACGACGGUGUUCGAAAACGUCAGCUUGAGCCAGAAGCUGUGUGUGCGACCUUGACAUCAUAAGACAAUUCUGCCCAGAUGACGUCAUUAAAAUGAGCUGUGUGAAGAGCUUGCGUAUACAUAUGACGUCAUCCAAACGGUGACGUAUGAAGAUUGUUUGUGUGUUUUUUUAUUUUGUGGCUUAUGAUUUUGCACAUUUCUGCGGGACUUAGCAGAUAUUCUUUAUUUCAUUGUUAUUAUUGUCGAUGUAUUUUUUUCUGGAACAUGAGGAACAAAAUGUGUUUUGUUUCAUUCUUUUUAGUUAAUUUUGUGUUGGGUUAAGCACAUAAACACGCUGUUAAUGGGUGUAUAGUCGAGCGUGCCUUUUUAAAUUAUUAAUAUUAUUGAAAUGCAUACUAAAUGUGCUAAAACAACAACAAGACGUCUUUGUUUGCUGAUGAGAGGAAGUCUGAACUGUGGCUAGCACAGAUAUGUGUUUGGUAGCUAUGACGCGCAUUUUUGAGCUCCAUGCCGACUGUGACGCUAAGCUAGGGUGGCGCAUUCAUUGUGUGUGUAUGGCAAGAAAACCAAAAGACCAAUGAUACCGGUAUGUUGUGCUGCAUGCGGUUGCGUAAAGCGGCGUACAAUUGCGACACGGGUACGGGGAUUCCCUUUCACAUGAAAAAAAUAUAUUUAAAUGUUUUUCUUUUUUUUUUUUGUUUAAAAAAAAAAGUUGUUUAUUGAUAGCAUUUUAGCACUUUGGCGUUGACAAAACAGUCACCCUCAUGAAAAUAGAUUGAGGAAUAAGCAAGUUAAGACUUAAUUUCAGUGUCCAUCCAUUGCCUUCUAUGGGAAGGUCGACCUCUCCAAGAUGGCCGCUUUAUAAACACGUCGGUAGCCGGGCUGCUUCAUUGCCCUGGCGUAUCUACCAAUAUGUCUAUGGUGGCUCGCGUCGAUGCUAGGUAGUCGCUCAAAAAAAAAAAAAAAAUGUCCAUCCAUCCAUCCAUCCAUUUUCUUUACUGGUGAUCCUCAGUCGGGUCGCGGGCUCCCGGAGCCUAGCCCAGCUAUCUUCGGGUCGCCAGCCAAUCGCAGGGCACAUAGAAACAAACAAGCGUUGGCACUCACAUUCACACCUAUGGGCAAUUUAGAGUCCUCAAUCAACCUACCACGCAUGGUUUUGGGACCUGGGAGGAAACCGGAGUGCCCGGAGAAAACCCACGCAGGCACGGGGAGAACAUGCAAACUCCACACAGGUGAGGCCGGGGAUUUGAACCCUGGUCCCCAGAGCUGUGAGGCAGAUGUGCUAACCAGUCGUCCAACAACCCCCCCCCCCCCC